Molecule: messenger RNA, 4318 nt
Organism: Ceratitis capitata (Mediterranean fruit fly)
Lineage: Eukaryota; Metazoa; Arthropoda; Insecta; Diptera; Tephritidae
Exons: 17
Coding region: 711-3506 (931 amino acids)
Source: RefSeq, a predicted model, not a curated record
UCUUUUGCUGCUUGCUACUGUUUGUUGGUCGUUUGCUACAGUUUGAAAUUGAAACUCUGCGAGUAAGUAAAUUUUACCGCGCGUAAAAUUCUGAUUCAACAACGACUAUACUCGCAAACAUUCAAGCAAAUCUAGGAAAAACAAAUAUAAAGGGGCGGAAAAAUAAAAGAAAGACAAGCAAAGUUUUCAGCGAGCCGCUUUUCAAAAAGGAGGCAAGGUAAACAAAUAGCUUAAAAACAUGUGAGAGCGUUUUGCAUUUGUUCAGAUACGAAGUAAAGAGGUUACAAAAAGCAGAUAAUCGAUAAAAAACAACCCAACUAUAGAUACCACAAAAUCAACGACAACGUGGAAUAUAAAAUAAAGUAAAAAAAAAAUCGCAAUAAAAACCAAUCGACAAAGGAAUCAAAAUAAUAAUCUAACAAAAAUUGAACUAAAACAAAAGGUAAACGUUCAAAAUACUAACAGCGCCAUUUAUGCACAUAUGUAUGUACAUAGAUAAUCAAGUAUCUGAACGCGUACAACUCGGCAGCUUCACAUCGUCUUCAAACUGCGCCCCUCCGUAAGCGAAGCAAUACACCCGGUGGCCUUGCUCCAUUGCACCAAACGCACAGAACACAACCAUUUUUCAAUUCGGUUAAGAAACAAACUUUCAAUCGACAGAUCAAAUCGAUGAUUAUAUUUGUUCAUUUGAAGGAAUUGGUGAUUUAACAAUGGACUCAUUAGCAAUGUUCAUAUUUAUUUGGGCCGUAUUGGCCCUCUUCUUAGUAUGGCUGUGUAAAUUUUUAUAUAAUAAAUAUAUGUUAAAUAAUAAUAAUGGCAAAACGCCGACAAGUCAGAGUAAUAGUCGACAGACUAGUGUGGCACCCGGCGCAGCCAGUGCAACGAAAGCCGAAGCGAACAAACGACUAUCCGAACCGAGAGAAUUGAUUGCAAGCAAAGCGGAUUUUAAGGACUUAGCGGCCAAAUCAGGUGGCGCACGCGGUCGCACGCCCGUUGGUGGCGCUGGUGGCGGCGGCGGUACCGGAAUUGGCGCUGGUGGUGCACGCCGACGAAUGGUGCGACAGGGCUCAACUGGGCCGGAGAGUCGCAAGAAACGAUAUGUGCCGCCACCGUCCAAUGUUGUUGGACCCGAAACAACUUCUGUGACUUGGACCAGCCAAGUGUUCCGUUGGCUUUACAGCGAUCUGGUGAUUGUCAACGAAUUAUUAACCUCAUGGGUUAUAGCCUUAAAUGAGACACUCAAGAAAUCAAUGGAAGAGCAUGGGAUUGCCGUUGAGAUAGUGCGCGUACUGCCCGAUAGUCCACCACCAAGCCUAAAUAAUAUUUUCUGCAACUGUGACGAAAGUAAUCCAUCUAAUAUGCUGAUUACCUUCGAUUGCGACGCACAACCAGUGUUGCAGGUGAAGACGUUCCGCCAAAAGGCCGGCAAGGUGGACACUUCCCACUAUAAAGUUACCGUCUCACGCUUCCGUGCACGCAUGGCCACCGCCAUUAGUUACAACAGCCUCAAGGGCGAGAUGAAAGUAGACGGUUAUCCAGAUAUACGUGUUGCCAUGAACAGUGUAGGGGCCAUUAAACCAAUGGACCAGGAUGAACAGCAGGUGCAGGGAGUGAUUAGCGACAUCAUAACAGCCACUCUACGUGACACCGUCUACCCGGUGGACUUUUCGGUUUACGCGACCUGCCCACGAGCCGAAAUCGAUCCAUUAGAUAUGCCUGUAAUAUAUCCAGUGAAUUAUGAUGCAAUAGCGCAAAACAUGGAGGACCCUACUUUGUCGGGUCUGCAACCGAUGAUCUCUGGGCGCCGUCUGCUGGUGAAAAUCGUGAAAGGUGAUGGUCUGGGAGACGCUAAGGACCCCUAUGUCGUGGUGGAGAUGGAUGAACCGGCCCAAAAGAAUCAGACCGGGGCACGACAAGGUGCCACACCUUAUUGGGACGAACAUUUCCUAUUUGAACUCUCACCCCAGUCGGCUGAGAUUUUAUUCGAAGUUUACGAUCGCCCAGCCAACGCCAAUGAUCCAGCGAAAUUUCUCGGUUUGGGUUUGGUGGGUAUUGAUGAAUUGGCCGUUGGGCCUGCAUCCACCCAAGUGCUGACACUACAGCCGCGUCCAUAUGAGACGCAUCCGGUGAGCGGCACCAUCACUGUGGACUUUGUGUUCAUUGAAGGUGCCGAAAUACCCGCUGGACCUAAACCGUAUAAACUGAAGGAGGCGUUGAGGAUUAGCACGCCUAUGAUUAACGAGCACAUGAAGAAUGGCGCCGAUUUAGCCGAUGCUGCUGUUCGCGCUUUACAAGAUGGCGCACUCUCCACCACGGGACAGCCCAGCAAGAGCACGCUGAUCAUACAUAGCGUUCAGCGGAACCAAAACAAUUCAAAUGCAUUUAAGGUUGAGGUGAACAAAGAGGGUAGAAUCGAAGUCAAGGAGACGCCACAAGAUGAGUUCGACGGCGGUAUGCCACCAUCCGCUGGAACGCCCUUAAACGAUAAUACCAGCGAAUCUCUGCCCACCGCUAAUACUACAGCGGACAUCGAACAGAUCCAGCAGGAUAUUUCGGCGACGACAGACAUAACGGCAAGCCCCACAGACUCAUAUCCCCCAAACGAUGUAUCCUUGGACGAAUCGGGUGUGGCUUCAGGUAACAGCAGCGCCUUGGUUGCAUCCAGCGGCGAGUUUGGCCAGCCAAAUGCCGCCUCCUCACCGCAGGGUCACAACGGGUACUCUCCUUACACAACUACAAACGGUUCGCAAACUCAUGGUUACCAAAGUAAUAGUUUGCCACGCAAUGGCGGCGCCUCAAGCACACCACUGAACACCACGGCUGCUGAUUUGGACGAGAGAGGACGGAGUAAGAAACGAAAUUUCUUUGGAACUUUAAAAAAACGUUUAAGUCGAUCCAAGACACGCACCCAUUCGGCUGAUCGUGGCGCUUUAACGCCGUCCCACAAUAAUAACGGUACUACCCCAACAGGAACACUUAACGGUGAUUCACGUUCAUUAUCUGUCGAUCGUGCUGUUAUGUCUAAAAGCAAUUCACUUGGCGUGCGCUCUGGCUCCUCACGACUUGAUCACUCAAGACAAUCUUCAAUUUCAGAAUCGUCCGCAAUCUCAGGUUUCUCGUCGGCCAGCAACAAAACGUACGUACAUGAAGCAUCCACACUGGUGCUGGAGACAAUUGAGAAUGGUGUAAAGCGACACUUUAUUGUACCGCUAGCAAUCGCACAACGCCCAAGAUGGCGUCGCAAAGGCACAAAAUUGCACAUCUACAAUGAUCACACCUUUAUCGCCAAGCAUUUGAGCGGUGGUGGCCUACAAUGUCAGGUCUGCAUGAAGUCCAUACCACGGCGACCGGGCAAGCAGGGCUACGAAUGUCGGGACUGCAAUUUGAUCUGCCACAAGCAAUGUCACGUACGCGCCCCACAAGCAUGUCCGAAUCCUACAGUGCUUUCAAUGGAAUUAUCGAAACUUAAUUCUGCCGCUGCUGAUCGGAGCAUAAGAAAAUUAUGAAAGCGUUAUUAACGGUAACGACCGCAUACAAUCAUCUUUCGUUACAAAUGCCGUGGCGACAACGAGCAGGCGAGAAGUGUAGUGACGGUAGCAAAGGUGGCAACCCUUGCGUAGCACUGCUAGGAAAUUUGCACAAUGCUUACUGAACCCGGCAUUUUCUUUCACGUUUAUUAUUUACUAUAAAUUUUACGAAGUUUUUUCACAAAAAUUUCGAAUACUCGCACACAACCAAUUCUGUACAUUUUCUAAAAAUGCUAAAACCGACACUUUCAACUCUUAAGGGGGAAUUCAUCCGAACGCUCAAGCAUUUGUAAGUUUAGACGAAAGCCCCCAGUAUUCGAAUGUAUUCUACGAUUUGCGUUUAUUUUUUAAUUUUUACAUUACCUUGUUAAAUUGUUUUAUAGUUUUAUAGUUUUAAUUGUAAAUGUAUUCCUUUAAAAACUACGACUUGUAUAAAAACUAAUAAUUUUUCAGUAUCACAUCUUAGCAUGUUAUUCUUAAAAGUUCUCGAAUGUAAUCUUUACUACAAAUAUUUCCCCUUAUUAAAUGUGCAAUAUAUACUAUGACUUUUUUAAAUUACCAUACUAUAAAAAUGUAUUUUCGAUAUAUUAAGUUUUUUAUUUAUUCUGAAAAACUGUAUGAAAAAUAGUUUACGAGCUAAGAUUGGAAAAAGAAAGCAAAUGUACACAUUAUUUACACACUAAAGAAACACAGUACGAAAACGCAGAAAUAUGUUCAAAAUCCGUAUUGAAAUUUAACGAAAACUAGGAAAAUAAAUAAAAAAUGGUGGAUUUUUAAGUAAAACUACAAAA